This is a messenger RNA of Drosophila obscura, 1260 nucleotides long. Its product is annotated as ubiquitin thioesterase OTU1-like. Gene Ontology annotation, molecular function: cysteine-type deubiquitinase activity. The transcript has a single exon. Gene Ontology annotation, biological process: protein deubiquitination; endoplasmic reticulum unfolded protein response. Gene Ontology annotation, cellular component: nucleus; cytosol. The record is from RefSeq and is a predicted model, not a curated record. Bases 139 to 1182 code for a protein of 347 amino acids. Lineage: Eukaryota; Metazoa; Arthropoda; Insecta; Diptera; Drosophilidae.
UACCUCUCAGAAAAACGUCCAACAAGGAUACUGUUAAAUUAUACCUCAUAAAUUAUCUCGCCACAAAACAUUAAAACAUUAGUCAGGAAACAGUCGAAACAGUUUUUAAACAGUCAAAAAAGUCGAAGAAACAGCGCAAUGACUCGGUCGUUCAGUGUGAUGCUAAAAUCGUCAAAGGGUGAAUUCAUUUUGAAUGGAUUGAAACGGGGUACAACCCUUGGCGAGCUAAAGACGAUUAUCGCCCAAACGAUGGCCAUACCGGAGCCGCUGCAGCUGCACUUGCUGAUCGGCUGUCCACCCCAACGUUUAGAUCUCUCGCAAGAUCGAGACCUAAAGACAGUGGGAAUCAAAAGCGGUGAUACCUUGAUACUGGAGGAAAAGGCUGGGCUUGGAACUGGAGAUGAAGCACCAGUGACUGCGACUGCCACCGCCACCCAGGCCACUGUCUGUUCAAUGCUGGCGAAUGACGAGGCGCUAGCUCGUCGUCUGCAAGCCGAAGGGAAUGUCGGUCAGCAGGGUUUAGAUAACGAAAUGCCAGACCAAGAGGAGUCAUCGGGAUCGACGAGCGGCAGCUUUAAUGGCAUCGUUCUGAAGAAGGAGGUGCCGGCGGAUAACUCGUGCCUCUUUACGAGCAUUCGCUUCGUAUUAAAUGGCAAGUUGGAUGACGAGGGCAGCGAAUUGAUGCGCCACAUUGUGGCCCAGGAGGUGUCCGCCGAUGCCGACCGAUACAACGAUGCAGUUCUGGGCAAGUCAAAUGCUGAUUAUUGCGCCUGGAUCCAGAAGCCGGACUCGUGGGGCGGAGCCAUCGAGGUCGCCGUUCUCUCCAAUUACUACGGCAUUGAGAUCGAUGUGGUGGACAUCCAGAAUGCCAUCAUCAAUCGGUUCGGGGAGGACAAAAACUUUGGAAUGCGCGUCUUCAUCCUCUACAACGGCAUCCACUACGAUCCAUUGUACAUGGAUUACUUCCAGAAUGAGUCUGAGGCCACCAUCUUUCCCGUGGAGGAGAUGGGCGUCUACCACCAGGCCAAGCAGAUUGCCUUCGAGGCCCACGCCUCAGGACAGUUCAUCAACGUGGAAAAACUCGCCGUUCGCUGCCUGGUCUGUGAUGCGGCGCUGUUGGGCCGGAAGCAGGCCCAGAAGCACUACAAAUCGACUGGACACAAGAAGUUUGAAGAGAUGUAAACACAGUUAUGUUUUUGAUAUAAUAAAUUUGUUGCUCUUUGCAGUGGAUCAAAAAUUAUAUCCCAUAAAAAUCCCCUA